AUGCCCCAAUGCUGGGACGCCCGAGGUCUAGAAUACACAAUCUGCCGGGACUUCAAAGACAACGAUGAAAGCGAUUUUGUCUUGCUCAGCCGCGGCACAUUCAGAUGGGCCUACCCUUGUCUCAAGGCUCAAGUGGCUGACGUGAGUCCCGUCUUCCGCGAGAUGUUUGCCAACGAUAGCCUCAAAGACGGCGAGCUGCACCUGGGCGUAGACGCCCUCAUGACCGAACUUUUCCUCAACCACAUCCUCCCUAAACAGUAUCCUUCCCGUUUCGUCAACACCGACUGGAACUCAAUCCUGCCCGUCUGCAACCUCCUCCGUCAGUACGAAUGCACCUCUCUGGCCGAUCAAUACCUAUACCAGUCGAGCCUGUACGAUCCGAAACAGCACCGCUUUGCGGCCUUCGUCCUCGCGUGCCAGGCCGACCACCUCCAAGCGGCGUGCAGACUCCUCAAGCGGGCGGGGCCCAGUGAGACGUCGGGAAGCGGGAAAGGCGCAUCCCUCCGCCCGGCGUCGCAGAGCUGGACGGCCAAGGAUGUGGACGGUCUGUCUACGGCGUGGCUAUGGGCGUUGACAUGUGCGGUGCAGUGGGCGGAUAAGCUGUUCAAGUUGGAUGAAGAUGGGAACAGGACGGGGGAUGCGUACUGGACGGCGGUGGUCGGAGAUUUUAUGAGCAGGAUGACCUCUUACUUCAGCAAUACAUCAUCGUCAUGGCGGGAUUAA
Messenger RNA from Dioszegia hungarica, 723 nucleotides. RefSeq lists its product as uncharacterized. The coding region runs from base 1 to 723 and encodes 240 amino acids. Lineage: Eukaryota; Fungi; Basidiomycota; Tremellomycetes; Tremellales; Bulleribasidiaceae. The record is from RefSeq and is a predicted model, not a curated record. The transcript is spliced from 3 exons.